UUCUGUGAGAAGAGACAACGUGCACGAGGAGAAUCAAACAAAUGAAUGUGUCAUCAUAUUAUCGGCUCAUUGGAACCUCACGGUCUCCUCUUGCUAACGACCAGGCAACAUGGAGUACAGCUGUCCAGUGACCAGCGAGUGUGAGGUCACCAAGAGGCGGAGGAAGGCGUGUCAGGCCUGUCGCUUCCACAAGUGUCUGCAGGCCGGGAUGAUGAGGGAGGGGGUGCGUUUGGACCGGGUCCGAGGGGGACGUCAGAAGUACAAGCGGCGGGUGGAGACAGGAAGGUGCAGUCACCUGAUCAGCAGCAGAAACAAGAUGAUUUCUCACCUGCUGCUCACUGACCCCGCCCCACUGGCUGCCAAUCAGGACACUUCGACCAAUGACAGCAGCCUGAGCACCUUGCUGACCCUGUGUGACCUCCUGAACCGGGAGCUGCUGGUUCUGAUUGGCUGGGCCAAACAGAUCCCAGGCUUCUCCGGUCUGUCAUUGGACGAUCAGAUGUCGCUGUUGCAAGGCGGGUGGAUGGAGGCGCUGCUGGUGGGCGUGGCCUGGCGAUCACAGGAAGCGCCGGGGGAGGAGCUUGUGUUCGCCGGGAACCUGCGGUUGGACGAGGCUCAGUGUCGAUCCCUGGGAUUGGCCGAGCUGUACGAGGCGCUGCGCCACCUGACAGUGAAGUACCAGCUGAUGGACCUGAGUCCUGAGGAGGCGGUGACGCUGAAGGCCGUGGCACUGGCCAACUCUGACGCCGACCCGGUGGACGGUCCCGACUCGGUGCAGCGGCUCCAGGACGGGCUCCAUGAUGCGCUGCAGGACUACGAGUCGUCCCGCAGAGGGCGCCACCGAGCCGGCCGCCUGCUCAUGAGCCUCCCUCUGCUGCGCCAGGCCGCCGACCGGGCGGUGCAGGCCUUCCUCCACCUGCACCGCCGCCGCCGCGUCCCUCUCCACAAGCUGCUCCUGGAGAUGCUGGACGCCAAAGCCUGAGGAGGCCCGAGUGCUGCUGAGACUCCCCCCCCACGGGACAGGAAACCGUCCUCACACACAGACUCAUUCUCUUUCUGUUCACACUGAAGUUAAAUCAGGAUCAAAGACUCAAACUGACUUCACUCAUUAGAGUCUCAUCUGUUCAGAGAAGAGCUGAGAACAUUGAACGUUUCCUCUGUGCUGUCAGAACAUAAAUACCAAUAACUGAUAAUCAUCAUGUGACGUGAGGUUUGUAGAGUAGGGGCCACUGCUCAGGCUCCGGGGGGGGCGUCAUGGACAUCAUCACUUUCUCUGCUCAGUCUCUGUUGACUCGUGGAAACAGAGAAUUCAUGUGAAGCAGUUUAUCUCGGUCUGUGUUCAGGGAAUCGAGCGUGAGAGAAACUUCUGUUCACAGCUGGAACCCUCAGCUCCGUCCUCAGCGUCGGAGCCUGGACGCCUCAUGUAGAAAAUCCAUGUUUUUGGUAAAAGAUAUUUUGAUGUGAACUUGUUUGCAGGGCGUUUGAGGUCGAGAGCUGAUUAGUUUAGUUUGAGUUGUUUCUAUUGAAAGUUGAAUAAAACACACGAUUCUCAUCUU
Platichthys flesus (European flounder) is the source of this 1556-nucleotide messenger RNA. Its product is annotated as estrogen-related receptor gamma-like. NCBI's taxonomy places the organism in Eukaryota, Metazoa, Chordata, Actinopteri, Pleuronectiformes, Pleuronectidae. The record is from RefSeq and is a predicted model, not a curated record. The coding region runs from base 110 to 982 and encodes 290 amino acids. Gene Ontology annotation, biological process: regulation of DNA-templated transcription. Gene Ontology annotation, molecular function: DNA-binding transcription factor activity; sequence-specific DNA binding; zinc ion binding. The transcript is spliced from 5 exons.